This is a messenger RNA of Haliotis rubra (blacklip abalone), 861 nucleotides long. Its product is annotated as GATA zinc finger domain-containing protein 24-like. NCBI's taxonomy places the organism in Eukaryota, Metazoa, Mollusca, Gastropoda, Lepetellida, Haliotidae. The transcript is spliced from 2 exons. The coding region runs from base 1 to 861 and encodes 286 amino acids. The record is from RefSeq and is a predicted model, not a curated record.
AUGGCGGCCACGGCUGCAUCGCCAACUAGAACGAUCACAUUACAAGCUAAAACAACAAACUACAACCACAAGAACAUCUCCAACCACAGCAACCACAAGAACAUCUCCAAGUACAAUAAAAUCACGAACAUCUCCAAGCACAAUAAAAUCACGAACAUCUCCAAGUACAAUAAAAUCACGAACAUCUCCAAGCACAAUAAAAUCACGAACAUCUCCAAGCACAAUAAAAUCACGAACAUCUCCAAGUACAAUAAAAUCACGAACAUCUCCAAGUACAAUAAAAUCACGAACAUCUCCAAGUACAAUAAAAUCACGAACAUCCCCAAGUACAAUAAAAUCACGAACAUCUCCAAGUACAAUAAAAUCACGAACAUCUCCAAGUACAAUAAAAUCACGAACAUCCCCAAGUACAAUAAAAUCACGAACAUCUCCAAGUACAAUAAAAUCACGAACAUCUCCAAGUACAAUAAAAUCACGAACAUCCCCAAGUACAAUAAAAUCACGAACAUCUCCAAGCACAAUAAAAUCACGAACAUCUCCAAGUACAAUAAAAUCACGAACAUCUCCAAGUACAAUAAAAUCACGAACAUCUCCAAGUACAAUAAAAUCACGAACAUCUCCAAGCACAAUAAGAACAAGAACAUAUUUGAGUACAAGAAUAAAAACAAGAACACCUCCAAGUACAACAAAAAGUACAGCAUGGAACACAAGAACAUCAACAAGGACAACAAGAGGAUCAAGACUCUUCCAAAUACAAGAAAGAGAACAAAACACACGAACCAACAACAAGAAAAUCGGAAAACAAGUAAAGGCUGCAUUCAAGCAGAUCAAGGACUUCGACGGCCAGGUAAAAGAAGAUAA